AUGGAGCUGCCUGAGAAAUUCCCCCCUGGCAUGGUCCUGGGCCGAGUUGCUGAAAACCUCGAGGACCACCAUAGUCACCUUCGCGUGGCUCUUUCCACCAGCCAUGUUGCCUAUGAGGAAGCCCUCACUGCAACUCUCAACUGCGUGCGCGGGCUUCCAGGCCGCAUACUGCUGCCAACCACAAACCCAGUCCGUCGAGCACUCCUAAAGAAGAUGGCACUCGAAAGUCAAGAUUCGUUAAAGGACCCCACUCCUUUUUCAUCUAUCCGACCCAUUCGGACAGCGGGUCAACUAAAUCCAGAAGACUUUCCGCCACCCGCUUCUCCAAAUCGCCGUGCGUUACUGAAGAAGAAGUAUAAUACCCCCUCACCACGAGAACCUUAUAUCCUCAAUCUCCCUGCGUUACGUACAGAGAACACCUUGACCGCCAUCGUCGGUAAUGCAAUGGUUACUUCUUUGGAGUGGGAACCGGGUCUUUCAGAAUGUAAGCUGUCGGCAGUUGAAAUGCUCUGGGACACAGGCGCCCAUAACUCAAUUAUCACAAGAGAUCUCCUCGAUGAAGAAUUUCGAGUACACCUAUCUGAUCCAAUCAACAAAUCAUAUGGACUUGGGACUCUCGUCCAAGUUUCAUUCAAAGUCGAAUUUUCCAACUCGUUGUUUCACAUGGACAUUAUCGUAGUGGUUGUGGAACUAGGCAUAAUACUAAAUUUACGGCCAGGCAUCCUGCUAGGACAAAGGGGCUGUAUUGACGCAUUGCAAUAUCGGUCUAUUCCACGGUCUAUCUUUCUGGCCAAAGGAGACCCGAUCGACAAAAGGUACUGGGGAGAGCUAAUUCUAGGAAGCUAUAUUGAUAUCGAUGGAGUGCUGAAGGAGAUUCCCACGGGUUAA
Molecule: messenger RNA, 888 nt
Organism: Penicillium robsamsonii
Lineage: Eukaryota; Fungi; Ascomycota; Eurotiomycetes; Eurotiales; Aspergillaceae
Exons: 1
Coding region: 1-888 (295 amino acids)
Biological process (GO): proteolysis
Molecular function (GO): aspartic-type endopeptidase activity
Source: RefSeq, a predicted model, not a curated record